Messenger RNA from Protopterus annectens (West African lungfish), 1834 nucleotides. It is a transcript of the gene RNF113A, whose product is annotated as ring finger protein 113A. Gene Ontology annotation, biological process: snoRNA splicing. The transcript has 10 exons. Lineage: Eukaryota; Metazoa; Chordata; Ceratodontiformes; Protopteridae. The coding region runs from base 43 to 1023 and encodes 326 amino acids. Gene Ontology annotation, cellular component: U2-type spliceosomal complex. Gene Ontology annotation, molecular function: metal ion binding. The record is from RefSeq and is a predicted model, not a curated record.
CUGUUUAGUUAUUCUUGUUUUGUUGAAAGUGUUCGUAUUAAAAUGGCGGAUAAUUCAGAUACUAAACCUACUUGUACAUUUUUAUUUAAGAAAUCGAAUAAAAAAUUCGCAGCUCGGAAACGGAGAGCCAGCGGAAGCGAUGAAGGAAGCAGCGGUGCUGAAAACAGCACUGUUGUGCGUCGGCAGAAGAGGAUCAGCAUUCUAAACCCCAUGAUACAGAAGACAAAGAAGAUAGAACGAGAGCAGGAAUCUGACAGUGAAAGUGAAGAUGCAGAAAAAAACUCUGGAGGAAUCACUGUGGCUUACAAGUCGACUCGUUCUGCAAAACCUGUAGGCCCUGAAGACAUGGGAGCAACAGCUGUGUGUGAACUGGAUACAGAGAAGGACAGAGAUGCUCAAGCUAUCUUUGAACGAAGCCAGAAAAUUCAAGAGGAGCUAAAAGGUAAGGAAGAUGACAGAAUCUACAGAGGGAUCAAUAACUACCAGAAAUUUGUCAAACCAAAAGAUACGUCAAUGGGAAAUGCUUCUUCUGGAAUGGUCAGAAAGGGGCCAAUCAGAGCUCCUGAUCACCUGAGAGCAACUGUAAGAUGGGACUACCAGCCAGACAUAUGUAAAGACUACAAAGAAACAGGAUUUUGCGGCUUUGGUGACAGCUGUAAAUUCCUGCAUGAUCGAUCAGAUUAUAAACAUGGCUGGCAAAUUGAACAGGAACUUUCUGAAGGCAGAUACGGAGCAAAUGAUGAUGAAAACUAUGAAGUUAGCAGCGAUGAAGAUGAUCUCCCAUUUAAGUGUUUCAUAUGUCGAAAGAUUUUCAAAAACCCUGUUGUGACAAAAUGCAAACACUAUUUCUGUGAGAGCUGUGCCUUACAGCAUUACCGUAAAUCAAAACGGUGUUAUGUGUGUGAACAGCAAACUAAUGGCAUCUUUAAUCCUGCGAAAGAAUUGAUUGCAAAGAUGGAAAAGAUGAAAGGGAACACAUCUGACUACUCGGAUCAUGAAGACCAUGAUGAUGAGGAAAAUUAAUAAUUUUGUUUGAGUUACAUUUUCAUACACUUGCUGUGCUCAGUCUUUUGGGCCCUUAUGAGCCUUUUUUAUUGCUGGAGUCUGCCCCUGCCACAAUCUGCUGACUACAUCUUGCCAUAAGAAGCAUUGAUUCUUCCUAGACUUUACUACAUAGGACCAGCUCUUCCAAGGUGAUUUCUUUUCAUGAAUUUAAGUUGGGGCAAGGGUGAGAGGGUAAAUUGAUCUAGACACUGCCGAGGAGUCACGGACAGAAGCGAGUCCGUGACCUUAUCUGUCUAACCAGAAUCUUGUUUUCUUUUUAUGGAGGCAGGAAAUGAUAGGAUGCAAGUCUCAAGUUACAUCUGCAGACAUUCAUUGUUGCAGGUUACUGGCGGAUGUUUACUAGUAUUGGACAUUGCAUUCCACAAUGAGAGACUGGUAACACGGUCUAAUGGUAUUUUAACCAUUACCUUGAUGAGCCAUCUUACGAAUAACAAGUUUUGUAUGCAUUUGAGAGGAGCUUAUACAUUUCUGGUGCUCUUAACGAUAGUAAUUGUAUAUAGUAAGUAUAAUUUUUAAUUAAAAAGAUUCGUUUGACAUUUAAUUAUUUUUGUCUGUACCAGCUUCUUGAUUUUGCCUGUUCAAGAAAAGAGAUAAAUUUUAGUUUCUUUAUUGGUUUCCACCUUGCACCUUGUAGUACUGUUUGUGUAUUUUUGCAGUUGAUGUACAUUUUUUCCAGUUUUGCGGUGUCAUGAAUUUAUGCCAUAAAGAAGAAAGCCUGUGGAAAACUGCUUCUAACAAAACAUAGAUUAAAGCAUUUAUUUUGGCAACA